UGGCAGGAUGGAGAGUCGGGGAGCCGCCCCGCCUGCCGCCUGCAGGGGCUGAAGCGGCGCUCUCUGCAGGCUCGGGCUGGCAGCCGCGCGGGUCCCAGCCCAGCCCAGCCCUGCAAAGCGCCGCAGCCCCGGCACAGCAUCCUCCUCUUCCUCCUCUUCCUCCUCCCGAGGAGCAGCCUGGCCCCGCCAAGGGGGGCUCCGCGCGCCGCCGCUCCCCCUCUCUCCCCGCAGGUCUGCAGCGGCGGGGGGAGCCAGGCUCCGGAAGCCCCCGGCCGGGUCGGGGAUCGUGGCCCUCCUCUCGAGCAGGUGGACUCAGUUCAAGAGCGAUGGCGGAGAAGAGUCUUGAUGCCACCUGCGUCUCCAUCGCCUUGGAGGAUCCCGUGUGCAACUCCGGCUCGCAGGAUGCUCCCCUCUUGACCACUCACCUGAAGAAGGUGGAGAACCACAUCACGGACGCCCAGAGGUUCUCGCAUCUGCCCAAGCGCUCGGCCAUUGACAUUGAGUUUCUUGACCUCUCGUAUUCGGUCCGUGAGGGACCUUGGUGGAAGAAAAGAG
Molecule: messenger RNA, 555 nt
Organism: Sphaerodactylus townsendi
Lineage: Eukaryota; Metazoa; Chordata; Lepidosauria; Squamata; Sphaerodactylidae
Product: translation initiation factor IF-2-like
Exons: 2
Source: RefSeq, a predicted model, not a curated record